AUGAGCUUCGGUUUCGGAAUAGGGGACAUCCUCGCUGUGAUUGAGCUUGCCAAAAAUUUACGAAAGGACUUUAUCAAUGCACCCAGACAAUUCCAGGAUAUUUCUACCGACAAGAUAUUGAACGACAUAAAAACGAACGCAGGUCAAUUUUAUGAGCGACAGGAUAUUAGAGAACUUAAUAUCGAAUCUUCAAAAAUUAUUGAUUGGCUCACUCCAAUCAAUUAUGCUCCUCAACAGCAGGACUAUAUUAAUCAGAGACAACCAGGAACAGGAGAGUGGCUUCUAGACUCGCCCGAAUUCAGACAAUGGGUAGAGUCGGACGUGCAGAGAUUAUUUUGCCCAGGCAUUCCUGGCGCUGGAAAGACAAUGCUUACAUCAAUUGUAGUUGAGGAACUUACGAAUCGCUUUGGAAACGAUAAAAGUGUUGGUAUUGCAUAUUUUCUGUCGCUGCUCGCUAUUCCAAAAUUCUCAUCAUUGUGGAUGCGCUUGAUGAAUAUUCAAUGGCCGAUGGCAGCCGAGAGAGGUUUCUAUCGGAACUUUUCAAUCAUCGAAAAACACACCAAAUUAGCCCUUUCGUGGCUUCAAGAUAUGUUCCUGAAAUUAGAAACAAGUUUAAUGACUCUCAUGUUGGAAAUUCGAGCAAGCGAUCAAGAUGUGAAGAGAUAUUUAGAUGGUCAUAUUUCGCAACUACCUGGAUAUGUGCUUCGGAACUCGGAGCUACAAGAUGGGAUCAAGAGUCAUAUUAUUAAAGCGGUGGAUGGAAUGUUUUUGCUUGCACGACUACACCUUCAAUCCUUAAGAGGCAAAAAAUCUCCAAAGGCCAUCCAGCAGGCUUUGAAAAGUCUCCCAACUGGAUCCAAUGCGUACGACUAUGCAUACAAAGACGCUAUGGAGAGAAUUGGAGGUCAACUUGAAGAUGAAAGGGAGCUUGCCAAGCAGGUCCUUUCGUGGAUUACCUGUGCAAGAAGGCCUCUCACAACGACAGAACUUCAAGAAGCUCUUGCAGUGGAGAUAUAUGAGCCAGAGCUUGAUAAAGAAAACUUUUCGGAAAUCAAUGCAAUGAUUUCGGUGUGUGCUGGGCUGGUGAUUGUGGAUGAUGAAAGUGAUGUUGUCCGCCUAGUUCAUUAUACGACACAGGAAUACUUUGAGAGGACACAAGGCGAUUGGUUUCCGGAUGCAGAGGACUAUAUCACGACAACCUGCAUCACCUAUCUUUCAUUUGACAGUCUUGAAAACUGCUUUUGUGAAAUGGACAGAGGGAUUAUGGGUCGAAUAAACUGGAGGUUUAUGGAUCAAGUACAAUCAUAUGAAUUGUUUAGUUACGCCGCGGAUAAUUGGAGGCACCAUGCUCGUAAGGCCUCACUUUCGGAUCAAACGUCAACAUUAUACCAGUCAAUUGUAAGAUUUCUGGAAAGCGAAGCCAAGGUCAAUGCGUCAUGGCAAGGAUUGUCAGCAGUGCUGGAUCAUUGGGUAGAAUGGGAUCCUCCUGUGGAAAUCACAGCAAUGCAUUUAGUAGCAUACUUUGGGAUCGACACUACUGUAAAAUUCCUGCUUGAUAUGGGGGAGGUAGACCCGGAUGCAAAUCAUGAGCCAGAAAAUGACAAUUCAAAUGCAGAUGAACAUGAAGACGAUAUUUGGCACACGGAUCGAAAAGGCGCCCUUGCUCGUACUCCACUUUCGUAUGCUGCUGAGAAUGGGCAUACCAUGGUGGUUAAGCUCUUGCUUGACACAGACAAAGUCGAUAUCAAUUCGGGGAUUCAUGAGCGUCGUCCGACGCCACUCUCGUAUGCUAUCAUUGAACGGCAUGAGGCAGUAGUAAAGCUCCUGCUUGACACAGGCAAGGUCGAAAUCGAUCAGUACAAUAGCGUCGAUGGUCAAACUCCAUUAUCAUACGCUGCAAAGCAUGGAUAUGAAUCAAUAGUCAAACUAUUGCUCGAUACAGGCAAGCUUACAGUCGAUUGUCAUGAUAUUCUUGACAAAACGCCAUUCUCAUAUGCUGCUGAGAAUGGACAUGAAUCAAUAGUCAGGCUCUUGUUCAACACGGGAAAAGUCAGUGUUGAUCUACAGGAUUUUUUCAACCUUCAAGCACCACUUUUAUAUGCUGCUGAGUAUGGGCACGAAGCAAUAGUUAAGUUUUUGCUCGAAACAGUUAAGGCUCAAAUCGAUUUGCCUGAUCGCGAUGGCCAAACACUACUCUGA
Molecule: messenger RNA, 2199 nt
Organism: Sclerotinia sclerotiorum 1980 UF-70
Lineage: Eukaryota; Fungi; Ascomycota; Leotiomycetes; Helotiales; Sclerotiniaceae
Exons: 4
Coding region: 1-2199 (732 amino acids)
Molecular function (GO): protein binding
Source: RefSeq, a predicted model, not a curated record